Molecule: messenger RNA, 3257 nt
Organism: Gavialis gangeticus (Gharial)
Lineage: Eukaryota; Metazoa; Chordata; Crocodylia; Gavialidae
Gene: ARC
Product: activity regulated cytoskeleton associated protein
Exons: 2
Coding region: 430-1644 (404 amino acids)
Biological process (GO): modulation of chemical synaptic transmission; positive regulation of AMPA receptor activity
Molecular function (GO): mRNA binding
Source: RefSeq, a predicted model, not a curated record
GAGCUCUUUGCAUCUCUAGCCAGGCACUUGUUCUCUGAAGUUUCUCUGCAAAGCGAGGGAGAGAGAACCGGAGCUUCGAGCAGCAGCUUGCAGCUCUGCGUCCAGAGCCACAUCGCAAGCCUGCACGGCGGAGAGGGCUACGGGGCUGGACAACUCUGCUUUUUUUCCCUGGACGUGCAGUUAAGGCAGUGACUUUGCUUACUCCGCUCGCUGGCUACGGAGGGAACCGGACGGCUUUCGCUGGGGUGAUAUCUGAUUCGGUUGUGUUUGUGCAUCCCAGGGUGGGCAUCGCGGGCGGCCUGUGUCUAGUAGCAGAGGGGCUAAAAAGCCGGGUGGUUGGGGAAGCCGCUCGAUUCGAAGGCGACUCAAACGUCCGAACAAGUCGCUGCUUGUUGCCGCUUGGCGGAGAGCACUCAGGCAAGAGGCACCAUGCAGCUGGACAGCGUCACCACCGCGGGCGUCCACACCUACCAGGGGCACCGCGGCGUGGCCAAUAAGCCGAACGUGAUCCUGCAGAUAGGCAAGUGUAGGACAGAGAUGCUGGAGCACGUCAGGAGGACCCACCGGCACCUCCUGUCGGAGGUGUCCAAGCAGGUGGAGCGGGAGCUGAAAGGCUUGCAGAAAUCGGUGGGGAAGUUAGAGAACAACUUGGAGGACCACGUCCCCACUGACAACCAGAGGUGGAAGAAGUCCAUCAAGGCCUGCCUGGCCCGGUGCCAGGAGACCAUUGCUCACUUGGAAAGGUGGGUUAAGCGGGAGAUGAAUGUCUGGAAGGAGGUAUUUUUCCGCCUAGAGCGAUGGGCAGACCGGCUGGAGUCCAUGGGGAGCAAAUACUGCCCCUCGGACACCCCCAGGCAGACCGUGUCUGUCGGGGUGGGUGGCCCAGAGAUCAGGCCCAGUGAAGGGGAGAUCUAUGAUUAUGCCCUGGACAUGAGCCAGAUGUAUGCACUGACUCCUUCUCCUGGAGAGUUGCCCAGUAUCCCCCAGCCCCACGACUCCUACCAAUGGGUCACAUCCCCGGAGGAUGCUCCGGCCUCUCCAGUGGAGACCCAGGUCUUCGAGGACCCCAGGGAGUUCCUCUGCCACUUGGAGGAGUACCUGAAGCAGGUGGGUGGGACCGAGGAGUACUGGCUCUCCCAGAUCCAGAACCACAUGAACGGCCCGGCUAAAAAGUGGUGGGAAUACAAGCAGGACACAGUCAAGAACUGGGUGGAGUUCAAGAAAGAGUUUUUGCAGUACAGUGAGGGGACCCUGACCAGGGACGCCAUCAAACGGGAACUGGACCUGCCCCAGAAAGACGGGGAGCCCCUGGACCAGUUCCUGUGGCGUAAGAGAGACUUGUACCAGACCCUCUACAUCGAUGCCGACGAGGAGCAGAUCAUUCAGUAUGUGGUAGGCACCCUGCAGCCCAAACUCAAGCGCUUCCUGAGUUACCCCUUGCCCAAGACCUUAGAGCAGCUGAUCCAGAAGGGGAAGGAAGUACAAGGCAGCCUAGACAAUUCAGAGGAGCCCAGCCCGCAGCGAGCCCCCGAGGCUCGCACCGGGGACUUGGUGGACAGCCUGACCCCCUCCACCACAGCCAGCCCCAAUGCCAGCAGCGGGACACAACCCGAGGCCCCCAGCCCCCCGGCCACUAUAUUAUGAGUAGAGGAAAGCCGCGGCUUGCCUUAGACAACAGUGGGAAAGGGGCGCAUUGAGGAAGCUUCUCCUUAGCGAGGCGAUCUAGCUGCGACCAGUCAGAGGGCAUAUACUCAGCCCAACGGCCCGCAGCAAAGGGAUGAAACUUUGCUUGAAGUUGGGCCGCUUGCAAAUGCGGCUGCCCACUUUGCCCGAGCCACGCGACGGGGUGGUGCGAGGCUGAGGGUAUUACUUUAACCACUUCUGGGAGGACCCUUUCGUGAUACUAGAGACGAGUCCCAAUGGCAGAGACAGCCAUCCCAAACCAGAGGCUUUCCGCUACUGCCCAAGGGUCCCUUCUCACCCGCCAGUCAGGACCUCUCCUCCUUCCUCUCUCUUCCCUUCUCUGAGGACUUGUUCUGCUCCUUUUAUAGGGCAAGCUCCCUUUUUUUUAACAUUUCUGAUUUACAAGUGAGGGUUUUGUCCAGUGUGAGAGGAAGCCGCAGGUUUCUGCUUCCUCCUCAACCUCUGCUGGAUUAAAGAGAAAACUUUUUAGAAGCUUGAAUUUCUUCAGUGGGGAGCCUAAAAUGUCAGCAGAUGGAAACCUCGUCCCUUUUUCCACCCAGGCCCUGCUCUCGUUUUUCUUCCCUCCCAGCUUCCCCCAUAGAAACCUCAUCCACCCAGGCCAUGGCAGCAACAAGGGAGAUUUCUUCCCAUGUCUGCUGGUAACCUGGGGAGCGAGGGUCCACAGCACUCGGAUAGGAAAUAUUACUGGACUUCUUCCAUCUCGGGUUGUGUAGGGCUCGGGCUAGAUAUCUUCCAGCAUCGGAUGAUCGGUGAGGAAGCUAGCAUUGUACAGGGGUUAAUUCCUACAUUUUGAAAAAAAUCAAACAAACACACCGUGAACUCAGAGCUAAUAUCCCCCACCCCUCCGAGCAGCAAAGCAAGUCCACUGAGACUCAGAUGCUAACACAGCAGGACUUCAGCAACCAGCUUCUCUGAGCUUUUGCCACAUGAAAGCAAGUGAGGAGGUGGCAUGUGUCCUGGAGCUGCCUCCACCUGGCUUCGUGCAAAGAGGACACCUCGAUGCUACAAGUGGCUUUCCAAAAGUCAGGUGUCCUCAGGCUGGAGAACUCGAUGGCUGGACUGUACGUGAAAGCCAAUGGGCUUCCUACAAUGGCCCCUGCAGUCUCACAGAGCUGACAUGGGGCUCUGCAUUGCUUUUCUACAUGACCAGCUAACAAUAAGGAUGUGUGCACCAUGACUGAUACAUAAGGACGGGACUUUGAGGCACGGCUGGGCAGUUGGGACCUUCCAGCUUCUUGUUUCAACACAGAAAGCCCAGCCAUGCACGCUUAGAAAGCUCAAAUGGAGUCUCCAAUAGCAAGUGCAUCCCGCACCAACAACACUGCAUCCAUCAUCAGAAGCAACAGGCAGAAACAACUGCAAGAGGGAGUAGCUGAAACUUCCCUGGGAAAUCAGCAGCAGCAGCAGCAGCAGCAGCAGCAAACCAUGGCAUAGGUGGCUUUGAAAGCUCUUCGUGGGAUUCCUAGAGACUAAAGUGACUCCCCCAGACCCAUCUCUGAUGAGACAUCACGAAGGAAAAAGCCUGGAAAAGGGCAGGGGAAUGGAUGUCCGAA